Aspergillus pseudotamarii is the source of this 1361-nucleotide messenger RNA. RefSeq lists its product as uncharacterized. The transcript has a single exon. The record is from RefSeq and is a predicted model, not a curated record. NCBI's taxonomy places the organism in Eukaryota, Fungi, Ascomycota, Eurotiomycetes, Eurotiales, Aspergillaceae. Bases 79 to 1053 code for a protein of 324 amino acids.
AUUCAACCCGUAGAGUACACAUCCUCCUUUCAUAGUCUAUUCCCUUGUCAAAGGUUAGCAAAGCAUCUUUUGGGAAACAUGCCUCGUGUCGCCAAAAAAGCUUCGGCCCGGACCCCGCUGGAUGCGGCAGAUCCGAAUGGCCUCGUGCCUAUGCCCCAACCUCCAAGCAGCACAUCCCACAUUCCUGACGUGAGGCCUGGCGAUGAAAACGCGAAUCUAAUCAUUCUGUCGCCCGGUAAAUCUACUCAGCCCAUGGUCUCUACCGCAGGGACAAAACGGAAAGCCGACGCGUCUGAGCCCGAGGAGAUAGACGAUGAAGACCCGCGUCUUCAUGUCUUGAAGUGGGACUGCAACCAGGUUCGCCGCAAAAUCAAAAACUUCAUCGAGUCGAAGGAGAUGAAAGUUGGCGAGUUCCAAGAUGCGAUCGGGGUUUCGUCACGGAGCUAUAAUGCAUUUCUGAAAAUGAGUGGCCAAAUGAAAGGGAGCGAGUCCAACACGUACCUCUACGCGCACCGGUUCUUUGUCAAACGGGAGCUGCAGGGUGUUACGGAGCCCAAGAAGAAGCCCGUUAGCAAGCAGGCGAAAUUGGAUACCCAAAAGAAAUACGAUGUCAGCGGUAUUCAUCUCCCAGGCGAAGAGGAAGGCAAGGUAGAGGUCUAUGAUACAUGCGACGUGGUCCGAAAGAAGAUCCAUGCCUAUUUGCGGGAUCCAAACGUUACUAAAGCCGGCUUUCUCAGGGAGAUUAUAAAGACCUACCCGCCAGCACAGGGCGUGAAGUUCCAAGGCAACUCUUUAACCCGGUUUCUGGACAUGUCGGGUGCCAACUCGGGCAACACGAACUCUGUCUUCUACGCUGCUUAUGUUUUCUUUGAGAAGCUACGUAUCCGUGAUGGUCAGCCCAAGACCAAAUUUCGCGAAGAGAUGGAAAAGAUCUGGCGUCCUCAUGGCGGAUUCGAUACCACAACCCCUCACCAUAGGGGAUAUUGGUGCCAUGAUAGCGAAUUUGUGUAUGUCGAUAAGUACGGUCAGACAGGUUUCGGCAAAAGGCGUUGAUUUGUCCCCGUACUGGGAUGUAUGAGACUCAAUACUUGCUUGUUUAUAUACCUUCGUCUUUGUAUAAUAUGUUUGGAUUAUGCUUUAUCUAGCGACCUGUUGAAUGUAUGCGCUGCCAUUCGCUAUAGUCUUACCUCCUUCUCCCUUCAAACACUGGAUAUAGCAUAUCCUAGGUGGAUCUACAAUGUUGCAAGUAACUAUGAAGUUGAAACCAAGUCCAACGUUCUCCGAAUUGGUUCUAGUCAUCGCUUACACUGUUCAAGCGAAGACGUAGAAGUUCGGAUUGAUGGCUGGACACAAAGAUGAAC